UUUCCCUUUACAUAUUUUUUUCUAUCAUAAAUAAAAGUAACGGAUAACGCAAAAUAGAUAUAUCGCGAUAUUGCGGCUGAGGCUAGUCUUUGCUAUAGGAGGGGCGACCUCCCAGGCAGGGUUUUUGAGUUUUGAGCUCACAGACUGUAAAUGGCUGCGAUUGGGCUCUAAAUAGUUGUAAUUAUACUGGUCUUCUGGUCUUAUCCUGAAUUGUUUGGAAAUAAUACGGAGGUCUUGACAUUUCCGUCAACAAUUACUGGAAUGUUCUGCGAUUGAAGUACCGAUCUGACCAAAAUGCAUUCGCUUUACAAGACAGUGCUAGCUCACAGUUGGGCAAUGAAUUGUUGGAGGCUAAUAUCAACAGAGCCAAUGUAAUGCAAUCGGUAGAGGCAAGGGAUGACGUGUUCGAAAUCGACGGUAUCACUCUUGGAACGGAAAAGAGCGUUGGGUCCAGUCUCAAGUCAAAAGCCGUACAUUUAGCUAAAAAUGCAAGAACUUUCACAAACUUGACCGAUGAAGCUAAAAACACCGUUUUUCUUGGCUUGAAUUCAAUUGUGGAUCUUUCUAAUAAUUCUACUGAUCCAGAUUCUCAAAGGUCCUUGUUCUCAGAGACAUCUUGGCAACAAUUGAAAAACUUAGUCUAUGAAUCACGGGACAUGCCUCCACUUCCUGAUGACGUCACCAAUGAGCUUAAAGAUAUUGAAAAGAUUGCCCAAACAGAUUUGAAGCGAGCCUAUCAAUUGUGCUUAAAAGCCCAAGCCAGAUAUGCUGUCACUUUAAAUGAAUCUUUUUUCGAAAUUUAUGCCCAUGUGAUUCGUUUGUUAAACAAGAAAAAUUCGAUACUACAAACUGACAGAGGAAAGAAGGCUACCGAAAAAGAUUUUGUGAACGAAGCUUGGUCUCUUAUCUUAACUGUGAUAAUUUGAGUAUAAAACGGUAGAAAAUAAAAGAUAAAAAUAAACAAGUAAAGAAAUGAGACUCUUUAAUCCUUUAUUAUAAGUUGGAGAGUUUGUCAUGAUAAAAAUAGAGGUCCUUUUAUAUUAAAUUAUUAC
Molecule: messenger RNA, 1052 nt
Organism: Mucor mucedo
Lineage: Eukaryota; Fungi; Mucoromycota; Mucoromycetes; Mucorales; Mucoraceae
Exons: 4
Coding region: 375-926 (183 amino acids)
Source: RefSeq, a predicted model, not a curated record